Messenger RNA from Phyllostomus hastatus (greater spear-nosed bat), 1476 nucleotides. It is a transcript of the gene MOB2, whose product is annotated as MOB kinase activator 2. Gene Ontology annotation, cellular component: cytoplasm; nucleus. Gene Ontology annotation, biological process: positive regulation of protein phosphorylation; signal transduction. The transcript is spliced from 5 exons. Bases 18 to 818 code for a protein of 266 amino acids. NCBI's taxonomy places the organism in Eukaryota, Metazoa, Chordata, Mammalia, Chiroptera, Phyllostomidae. The record is from RefSeq and is a predicted model, not a curated record. Gene Ontology annotation, molecular function: protein kinase activator activity.
CUCUGCACUGUCCCAGCAUGCUGGGGGGGCACAGCAGGCACCCUGCAGACCGAGCUCUGCUCAGCCAGUCCCCCAAAGCUGGGCUCAGCUGUAAAAUGGUGCUUCAGGCAGUCGGCAAAGUGCUCAGGAAGUCCAAGGCGAAGCCCAACGGGAAGAAGCCGGCCGCGGAGGAGAAGAAGGCGUACCUGGACCCGGAGCACGCCAAGUCCCGCAUCACCGACUGCGAGUUCAAGGAGCUGGUGGCGCUGCCCCGGGAGAUCGACCUCAACGAGUGGCUGGCCAGCAACACCACCACGUUCUUCCACCACGUGAACCUGCAGUACAGCACCGUCUCGGAGUUCUGCACCGCGGAGGCCUGCCAGACCAUGGCCGUGUGCAACACACAGUACUACUGGUAUGACGAGAGGGGGAAGAAGGUCAAGUGCACGGCCCCCCAGUACGUGGACUUCGUCAUGAGCUCCGUGCAGAAGCUGGUGACGGACGAGGACGUGUUCCCCACGAAGUACGGCCGAGAGUUCCCCAGCUCCUUCGAGUCCCUGGUGAAGAGGAUCUGCAGGCACCUGUUCCACGUGCUGGCGCACAUCUACUCGUCCCACUUCAAGGAGACCCUGGCCCUCGAGCUGCACGGACACUUGAACACGCUCUACGUCCACUUCAUCCUCUUCGCCAGGGAGUUCAACCUGCUGGACCCCAAAGAGACCGCCGUCAUGGACGACCUCACGGAGGCGCUGUGCAGCGGCGCGGGCCGCGGCGGGGGCGGCGGGGAUGGGGCCGGCGGCGGGGGCCCCGGGGCACAGAACCACGUGAAGGAGAGGUGAGCCGCACCGCCGGACGGGCGUGCAUGUGUGCAGAGACGGCCCGUGCGCCUGCGCGCGCGCGCCCGCCUGCUGGGCGCCCUGGCGGGAGGUCCAAGCGGCGACGCGGCGCGGGCCGGGCCACCUGGGUGUGGGCCCCACACGCCGUCCCUGCCGGACGGGCGGGCGGGCGUCGCUUGUCCGAAGCGCCUGGGACCCCUGCCUUCGCUCAGCGCAGUUCACGGACCGCCGCUCCGCUCCCCCUGCGGGCUCCUCUCUUUGGUCUUCUUGUGCCCGGCCCCGCCUCCCCGGGCGCUCUGCCUGCGUGCGUUCUGAGAGAAAUCGCUCACGCGUGGGUCUGGCUCCUGCUGGGCCCGGGCCCGCUGGUGUCUUCGCGUGUCAGGGCUGGGUCACGUCAGACCCUCCCGUUCCUCCGCCGCCCGGCCAUGCCUGGGUCUUGGCCCUUGGAGGCUGGGCGAGGGGGUGCAGAGAGGCUGGUGGCGCCCUGCAGGGGCCCCGAGCCCACGCCCCCCUUCCCCCUGCCCCCACCGCCUAGGAGGGCGCUCUGGACUGGCGGGGCCUGGGCCGGGGCCGCCUCCUGUGUGCACACGCCGCCGUGGGCAGAGGUGGGGCCCGCGCUCUGCUCGCCUGUUGGGUUGAAUAAAAGGAUUCUCUCAGGUCA